Molecule: messenger RNA, 1377 nt
Organism: [Torrubiella] hemipterigena
Lineage: Eukaryota; Fungi; Ascomycota; Sordariomycetes; Hypocreales; Clavicipitaceae
Source: the annotation of a GenBank genome assembly
AUGUUGGAUGUAAACGAUUUCAUUACUGAGCGAGGUGGCAACCCUGAAGCCAUCCGUGACUCUCAACGUCGCCGUUUCGCAAGCGUUGAAGUUGUGGAUGAAGUUAUUGCUCUUUUUGAAGACCACCGAAAGACGCAGUAUGGAGCGACCCAAAUCAACUCCCAAAUCAACGAUGUCCAAAAGCAAAUCGGAGCGAAGAAGAAGGCCAAGGAAGAUGCUACCGAGCUUCUCCAGCGAAAGAUUGAGCUUGAGAAGGAAAAAAAGGCUAUGAUUGAAUCUGCUGCGGAGAAGGAAAAGACUCUCAAAGCAAAGGUUUCUACCAUUGGCAAUAUCGUCCAUGCCAGUGUCCCUGUCAGCGACAAUGAGGAUAACAAUGCAGUUGAAAGAACUUGGGCCCCGGAGGGCGUUGCUGUUGAGAAACGGGAUGUCCUGUCUCACCACCAAGUGCUUCUGCGAUUGGACGGGUACGAUCCUGAUCGUGGAGUGAAAGUCGUUGGCCACCGAGGAUAUUUCCUCCGCCAGUGGGGUGUUUUCUUGAACCAAGCUCUUAUCAACUACGGUUUGGAAUUCCUCUCUCAACGUGGUUACUGCCCACUUCAAGCUCCGCAGUUCAUGCUGAAGGACCAGAUGGCCAAGACGGCCCAGCUUGAAGACUUUGAUGAACAACUGUACAAAGUGAGCGAUGGAGACGCCAAGAAUGACAAAUACCUUAUUGCGACCUCGGAACAACCUAUUUCUGCGUUCCAUGCCGACGAGUGGCUUGUUGCUAAGGAUCUUCCCAUCAAAUAUGCCGGCUAUAGCACCUGCUACCGUCGUGAGGCUGGUUCUCAUGGACGUGAUGCAUGGGGUAUUUAUCGCGUACAUCAAUUUGAGAAGAUUGAACAAUUCGUAUACACUGACCCUGAGAAAUCCUGGGACGCAUUUGAGGACAUGAUUAAGGUGUCCGAAGAAUUUUACCAGUCUCUCGAACUUCCGUACCAGGUUGUUGCCAUUGUUUCAGGAGCGCUGAACAACGCAGCCGCCAAAAAGUUCGACCUCGAAGCCUGGUUUCCAUUCCAGGGCGAGUAUAAGGAAUUGGUUUCUUGUUCCAACUGCACUGAUUACCAGGCCCGCUCUCUUGAGAUUCGAUUUGGAGCUAAAUCCCAGACGGAAACAAAGAAGAAAUACGUCCACUGCCUUAACUCAACCCUCUGCGCAACGACACGAACGCUGUGCUGCAUUCUUGAGAACUACCAGACUGAAUCUGGCUUGAAUGUUCCUAAGGUUCUUCAAAAAUAUCUUCCAGGAUCUCCAGAAUUCAUCCCCUUUGCUAAGGAGCUAGCUAAGGAGCCAGCUGCGCAGAAAAGCCUCCCUCAGCGACCCAAGGAAGCUAAAUAA